GCGAGUUGAGGCAUCUGUUUUGAGACACCUGAGCUUCACUGCGCCCAUGUUGGUCUUUGAGUUUUGCAAUCAACAGUGAAACGGGACGAAUGCCAAACAUACUUCUCUUGGAUAUAUCCCAGCACAUCAACAAUGACUUUUUCGACCUACCAAACCAUCCGGUCAGUGUUCUGCUGCUGUUGCUCGAUGAGACAGGUGGAAACCCGAGUGAGCGUUGAGGAAGAACUGAUCAGGGACCCUCAGUAUUACAGACAGGCAUCAUGUCAAUCACACAGGUCAAGGCGAAAGCCCCCACCGCCGCCUCCAGAGGAAGAGGAAGAUCAAUUGCGAGUUAUUGCAAUGUAUGACUUUUUAGCUAAAGAGCCUACCGACUUAACACUACAAAGAGGUCAAGAAUACAUAAUUCUGCGUAAACAAGAUCAACACUGGUGGACAGCAAGAGACGUUAAAUAUGGGCAUGAAGGGUACAUCCCAAGCAAUUAUGUAACAGAGAUAAAUAACAUGGAGGCGCAUGGGUGGUACUGUAAAAACUUAACAAGGACUAAAGCAGAGCAACUUCUUCGACAAGAGGCAAAGGAAGGUGCAUUCAUUGUGAGAGACUCAAGCCAACACAGUUGCUACACAGUCUCAGUGUAUACUAAAGCUUUGAGUGGAAUGGGCCACGGUGACAUCAGACAUUAUCAAAUCAAGCAGAAGGGCUUGGGCCAGUUCUUUUUGGCUGAAAAACAUGUUUUCAACUCAAUUCCAGAGGUCAUCCACUAUCAUCAGCACAAUGCAGCAGGGCUUGUCACUAGACUACGGUAUCCUGUUGGGCCUAUGGGAAAAUGUGUUCCUGCAACUGCCGGAUUCAGUUAUGAAAAAUGGGAGAUAAACCUAUCAGAGCUGUCCAUUAUGAAGGAGCUGGGCAGUGGACAGUUUGGGGUGGUACGGUUAGGAAAGUGGAGGGCACUUUGUAAAGUGGCAAUCAAGACCAUUAAUGAAGGCGCCAUGUCUGAAGAGGAUUUCAUUGAAGAAGCCAAAGUCAUGACUAAGCUAUCCCAUCCAAAGCUAGUACAGCUGUAUGGAGUCUGCAUGCAGCAGAAACCGAUAUGCAUAGUCACGGAAUUCUUGGAAAAUGGCUGCCUACUGAAUUAUCUUCGACAGAGGCAAGGCUGCUUGAAGAAGGAGUUCAUGCUGGCUAUGUGUCAAGACGCAUGUGAAGGGAUGGAAUACCUGGAGACCAAUGGUUUCAUCCACAGAGACUUGGCAGCAAGAAAUUGUUUAGUCAGUGAGAAGCAAGUGGUGAAGGUGUGUGAUUUCGGCAUGACGAGGUAUGUCCUUGACAACCAAUACAUUAGCUCUACAGGCUCGAAGUUCCCAGUAAAAUGGUCUCCGCCCGAAGUCUUCCAUUUCAACAAGUACAGCAGCAAAUCAGAUGUGUGGUCAUUUGGGGUAUUAAUGUGGGAAAUCUUCACAGAAGGCAGAACCCCAUUUGAGAAUAAAUCCAACCCAGAGGUUGUGGAUGAAAUCACUCGAGGACACAGGCUCUAUCGACCAUACAUAGCCUGCCAGACGAUAUACGAAGUCAUGUACAGCUGCUGGCAUGAGAAGCCAGAAAGUCGUCCUUCGUUUUCUGAUCUACUGGAGGAAAUCAAAAUAAUCGCUGAGAAUGAUUAAAGAAGAAUCUGCUCGUAUUCAACACAGCAAGCAUUAAUGUGAACUAUUAUUUUUCAGAGCAGCAUUAUAAUUUCUAAUAGCGACGAGGUUGCUGAAAGUGUAACAUAUGUAGUGUAAUAACACAUGUACUGUAGGUAAACUGACUUGUAAAAUCAACUUACCGGUACCUCAGGAAUACAUUUUACUUGCAGUGUCUUUUAUAAUUAUAGCGCAUUUUCAAGCAACACAAACUAUUACAACCAUGUGCAAAUAUUUAAUACUAACAUUGUAAAAAAUAUCUUGGGGGUCUGUUCAUUGAAAUCAUUAAAAUUGGAACUUCUCUGACUUAAACAAAUAAAUAAAAAUUACACAGUCAGAACUACUCCCAUGCCCUGUCAGAUAUGUGGUCAACAUAACCUUGGUACACAAGAGCCCUGUAAUAAGUAAUCAAAUAGUGGCAGUAUUACAACCUGCAAGAGUUUGGAUGUUAUUUGUUACUUUUAAAAAGCUGCUAUAUUUAUCUCGGUUUAAUAAUUACAAUGUAAUCCUAGGGCUCGUAUUGAAAUGACCCUUGUGUAUGGUGAAUAUAUGUAUAUAGAUGAUAUCUUCUGACCACUCAUUUCUGUUAUUUUCGAGGUAACCCCCUCUUUGAUAAAUUAGUUUUGAAGUACAGUAUGCUCUUCACUGUUUUAGCACGUUUUUUAAAUUCAAAAUUUCCUUUAAAACAUGAACUUGUGUUUCAAAUCAUAUUUAAUGGGAAAGCCUACCAAUCUUAUGCGAUGUUAUAUACUAUACAAAAUGUGAUUAUAAUCAUAAUGGUCACCUUUGAAUCUUCUAAGGGCCUAAUUAUUAAAUGGACAAGAAACUGUGACACCCUACCUUCCAGGGCAGUCUGGGACAUGUUACCGUGGCAAUGUGAUGAAGGUGUACAGUAGCUCCUGUAUGGGUAAAAACAUCUCAAACAACUGCAGUUUUCUGUAACUGUAUUUUUUCUCAAUGACUUCAUUACAAAACAUGAAAGAAAAAACAACAAAACACAUCUUUUGACUUUUAUAAGUUUACUAUUGAUUGAUUAUUGUAUUUUUGUUCCUUUUGAAGCACAAUCUUCUCAGUAAACCGUGGUUACCAACUAAAAAAAUAUAUGAAUAAUGGCUUUGUGGAGGAGUGGCAUUAUGGUUAGUUUCCUAGUUUCCUACUUCAACCUGCAUAACCUGUAAAUAUGUGUAUAUGCAUGAAUUGAAAAGAACAAAAUACAGGCUCCUUUGUAAGUAAACAAAACCAUUUUUAAAUUCCACCACAAACUAUACAUCUCCUUCUUCUGGAAAGGAUUUCUGUGCAAUAACUCUCUCUUUAUGUUAGUUUAUCAUAAAACAUGUAUUGUUUAUUGUAAUCAAUAUCUCUAUACCACAAAGCUGGUCUUUGAGGUGUUUUGAGAAAAACACAUUUCAAUAAAAAAAAAGGUUGUUUCA
Molecule: messenger RNA, 3104 nt
Organism: Acipenser ruthenus (sterlet)
Lineage: Eukaryota; Metazoa; Chordata; Actinopteri; Acipenseriformes; Acipenseridae
Product: tyrosine-protein kinase TXK-like
Exons: 15
Coding region: 133-1656 (507 amino acids)
Biological process (GO): T cell receptor signaling pathway; B cell receptor signaling pathway; adaptive immune response
Molecular function (GO): non-membrane spanning protein tyrosine kinase activity; protein binding; ATP binding
Source: RefSeq, a predicted model, not a curated record